AUGGCAUCAUUCGUAAAACGUUCAAACGGUUCAGAAGCUGGUAACCUUCAUACACACGACCAUUCAACGCCAACUCACGAUCAUUCACACGCGCCAAAUGACCACGGACACACACAUGAUGUUUUAGACCAUCCAGGUAAAUUCACUGAGCGUGAUAUGCCGGACUUUGGUGACCGAGACUGGUCGGAGAGAGCAUUUACAAUUGGUAUCGGAGGCCCUGUUGGUUCUGGUAAAACUGCCCUCAUGUUGGCAUUAUGCAAGCAUCUCAGAGACAAGUACAGCAUUGGUGCACUUACAAUAAAGAAUGAUAUCUUCACUAAGGAAGACCAAGAAUUCCUUAUCAGGAAUGAAGCAUUAGAAACUGGUAGGAUCAGAGCUGUCGAAACAGGUGGAUGUCCACACGCUGCAAUCAGAGAAGAUAUUUCAGCUAAUAUGGGUGCUCUUGAGCAACUCCACGCCGACUACAACACUGAUCUUCUGCUCGUUGAAUCAGGUGGUGACAACUUGGCUGCAAACUACUCAAGAGAGCUUGCAGAUUAUAUUAUCUACGUUGUGACUGAUUAUACUCAGAUUGAUGUAUCUGGUGGUGACAAGAUACCACGUAAAGGUGGACCAGGUAUCUCACAAUCUGAUUUGCUCGUCGUAAACAAGACAGAUAUCGCUCAAUAUAUCGGUGCUGAUUUGGGUGUUAUGAAGAGAGAUGCUGAUAAGAUGCGUGAUAAUGGACCAACGGUGUUCACGUCUAUUAAAUCCGCCAAAGGAGUCGAAGCCAUUUCAGAGCUUAUUGUAGCUGCUUGGAAAUCAUCAGGUGCGCCAUCUAAAUAA
Molecule: messenger RNA, 825 nt
Organism: Wallemia mellicola CBS 633.66
Lineage: Eukaryota; Fungi; Basidiomycota; Wallemiomycetes; Wallemiales; Wallemiaceae
Product: urease accessory protein UreG
Exons: 9
Coding region: 1-825 (274 amino acids)
Molecular function (GO): nickel cation binding; GTPase activity
Source: RefSeq, a predicted model, not a curated record